Messenger RNA from Alligator sinensis (Chinese alligator), 5175 nucleotides. Its product is annotated as butyrophilin subfamily 1 member A1-like. Gene Ontology annotation, molecular function: protein binding. The transcript has 6 exons. The record is from RefSeq and is a predicted model, not a curated record. Lineage: Eukaryota; Metazoa; Chordata; Crocodylia; Alligatoridae. The coding region runs from base 3067 to 3648 and encodes 193 amino acids.
AGGUAAGUUACAGUGUUGCCAUGAAAGAUGGUGAUGUUAUGGUGGUGAAGAAGGACAUUAUCAGUCACAUUACUGGAAUGCCUUGGGUUUAUAUAACAGACCCAAGAUACUCCUGUAUGUGGUCAGGGGAGAAGAAGCAAAGAGAGACAAGGGAAACAGUGGGAGAGGCUAGGAAGCAGAGAGAGGGAAUGAUAUUGGGACUGUCUAAGGUUGUGGUUGUCUGAAUGAGGGAGAGUGCACAGCAGAGAGGAGCCAGAAGUAGGAAAAGGCAACAAAACAGCUUGUACAGUCUUUCACUCUGCCUGGUGGAGCCAGCAGGGAAACAGGCUAUGCAGCUGUUCUUCAGCCUGAACAUUAGCAGAUACCAGGGACUUCUUUGUCCUGCUCAUCAAACCAUCCUGCCUUUUCUCUUAAACUUUCCUCUCUCUCCCACUGUUUUUCUUUCUUGUUUUUUCCUCUCACAUUUUAGGCACCUUUCCCACCUCACCAUUUUUUUCUUUCUCUCUAAUAGUCAUACUUUGCUUUCCUCCCUCAAACCUUCCCCCAAUGCUCCCCACUGAGAGUGCUGCUUAAUCUGGGGGAAGAUCUUUGUGUCCAGGCUGCCCUCAUAGCUGAGCUGGGAGCCACAAGCAUAACAGUAGUGCUUACUGAAGUCUGAUGAUGACUUUUGCUCACAUGCAGGAAAUUGCAGCUCUCAGAAACUGCUUGAGAUAUGAGUUCCCACAUCAGAUCCCUUGACAGAGCCACUGCAGCCUGUACUGUGACCACAUUUUGAGGUGAUCAGUAUUAUAUCCUGUGUCCAGGAAUCUGGCUUCUGCUUUGCUAGAGCUCUGUCCCAGUGGUAAGAAGGUGGAGGAUGAUAGCCCAGAGGGAGGGUCUGACAGAUUAGAUCUGAAGACUCAAGGAUGGGAACUGAGGCACCCAGAGUGCCAAGAGUACUUAGACUCAAAGGUUGUGGGAUUGGUGUGGGCUGCAUGGCUAAUGCCCUCCACAGCCUGGUGAGAGCUGAAGACACUCACCACCCCUGUUGUGGACAGUCGAGGGGGUGGUCCACAGUGUGUGGGGGAGUCUUUUUAUACUGUCAUGCCUAUAGCAUCACAGAGUCCUUGUACAUCUGCCAAUCAAUCCUCAUUUCUGAAUCAUACUAGGAUGAUUAAGGCUUCCCCAUGCUCAGCACAGCAGAAUCUGCCCAUGGAGUGAUUGUGCUAGGACCACUUUUUGCUUCUGAUGCAGGCAGCUGAUGGGGCAUCAUGUGGAGGACAGCUUUCAGGGCUUGCAUGACAGCCCAUGAUUAGCUGUCCGCCCAGGCCCAUAAGCUGCCCGGAGAUGAUGAUGUCUGAUCCCCCUUCAUCUAUGGAAAAGGCCCAUUUUCUGUGAUUAACUUCAGAGCUGUACCUCUGCCCUUGCUGUGUUUGGAAAUUGCUCUUGCAUUCCCACCCUCUCCCCCUCUGGCUGCCCAAGUUCCAGCCUCCUCCCCCUGCUCCGCCAAGAGUCCCUCUGUGAAAUGGCCAAGCCACCAGAAUCUCUGGGGCUGUGUACAGCUGCCUCUGAGAAGCAAGGGUCUAGGUUGGGGGUUUGCAACUUUUAGGAGUGGUGGACUGAAACAACACCACUUUCUCCAUGGUGGGCUGGCAUUUCCAAUAUAGACAUAGGCAUCCAGGAGUACAGUUCCUACCUGCACGUAAGUACCAAAAAUGCCAUAUGAACAAAAAAUGACCAGUUUGAGGACUAGGAAAGGACUAGAAUACCACCACCAGUAGACAGCACUUACUUCCAUUGACUGAAACUAUUGUACCCCCUCCCUCCCGUGCCAGGGACCCCAUUCUCCCCCUAGCAGAUGCUGUCUGCACAGCUUCUCCCGUUCUCCACUUCAUCUCCCAUCCCUCCUUCACUCUUCUUCCACUGUUACACUGAUCUCACUGUCAGACUCAUUUAGGUCUCCAGACAAAAAGCUGUACUGGGAGGAUAAGGAAAAGUCACACAAGGGUACUUUGAUGCUCUUUUGACUUAGCAGCACAGAGAGCUGAUGGCAGGAGCAAUCACAAGCAUAUUUUUCCACCUGUAACUGUGACUCCUGGACUCAUUCCAAUGCAGCAAAUGACAUGAGUCAGCUCCAAGAAAAGAAGCACCCAGUGGCUGCUACUGGAGGUGGGGCUCAUUUCUGACCUCAGGAAAGUGAAACUCCUAUUUAUAUUGCCCUGUGAGAACCAGGGCGUCAGGGGACAUUGUGAGUAUUCUCCAGCAUGAAGCAAUUGUCCAAUCUGCCCGGAGUAUUUCAGAGGUCUGAUCACUCUAGACUUCAAGGACAAUUUCUGUUGAGCCUGCAUCCUCUGGUGCUGGAAAGGUUCAAGUCCAAACCGCUGCUGUCCCCAUUGCAGACAAAUUGCGCAACAGAGAAACCUCAGACCCAAUAGUUAGCUAAAGAAUGUGGUACAAAUAGUCAAACAGCUGAAAGCACGGGCAGCCACAAGAGCAGGAGGCCAGACAGUGUGUGGAUAACACCAGGGGACUCUGAAACUCUUCUGUGAGGAGGACCAAGCUGCUCUCUGUGUAGUUUGCCAUCUGUUUUGGGCUCACCAAACUCACACUGUGGUCCCCAUAGAGGAGGCUGAUCACCAGUACAAGAGAAAAGCUGAGAGGCAGAAGCUAGCCUCUGAAUUUUAAUAAUAUUGUCAGUUUCUGGAGGAACAAAAGUGACACCUACUGGUCCAACUGGGAUAGCUGGAAAAGGAGAUUGCAAAGAAAAAGAAUGAAAACGUUACCAAACUAGCUAAGAUUUCCUCUCUCAAUACACUGCUCAGUGAGGUGGCAGAGAAGGUCCAGGAGCCGGCAAGCGAGUUCCUGCAAGCGAGACGUCAGAGGCACCAUGAGCAGACGUGAUGAUGAGAAGUUCCAGCAGCCAGUGGAGAUGUCUCCUGAUCUGGAAAUGAGACCCAGAGAUUUUUCCCAUAAAAGCGUUGACUUAACAGAGUCUUUAAGGAAGUUCAGAGGUACCAAGAAGUGUUCUAUGAAGGAAAAUGGGAAUGAAUGAAUCUUUGAGAAUGUGGGAGCAGGUGGCUCUGGCUAAUGGACAAGCUGCCAUCCAACUUGGGGAAGGGAAGACAGGAACCUCAGGGAUCAUUCGCCAAGGUGACAAUGACUCUGGAUCCAGACACAGCAAAUCCCAAUCUCAUCCUGUCUGCAGAUCGGAGAAGCAUGAGAUGGGGAGAUGCACAGCAGGAUCUACCUGACAAUCCUGAGAGAUUUGACACAUGUCCCUGCCUUCUGGGAUGUAAGGAAAUCACCUCUGGGAGGCAUUAUUGGGAGGUAGAGGUGGAGGAGAAGGGAAACUGGGCUGUGGGGAUUGCCACAGCAUUUGUGAAGAGGAAGGACUGGAUUCACCGUAACCCAGAAGGAGGGAUCUGGGCUCUGGAAAAGUGGAGGAAUCAUCUGAAGGCUCUCACUAUCCCUGAAACCCAUUUGCCCCUAUGCCAGUUCCCUCAAAGAAUCCGGGUCUCCCUGGACCAUCAAGGAGGACAGGUGUCCUUUUUUGAUGCUAGUAAUGAUGCCCUGAUCUUCACUUUUCCACAAACCUCAUUCACCGGGCAAAGACUCCUCCCUUGGUUCUGGCUCUAUGGCAGUAAAUCUGAGCUUAGAAUAUGCCCCUAAAAUAUGGCAUGGGGCGGGAAUAUUCCACCUGAAGUAAUAAAACCUGCUGGCUUAAUAUAUGUCUCUCAGCCUCCAGCUAUUCAUCUCCAUGUUAGAGAAGUUUCCAUGGUGUCAGACCCAUAGAGAGUAUGGUGUUGCCUGGAUGGACAAGGCAAUCCCGUGGGACAUGUGUCACUUCAUCUGUUUUCCUCUGCACUUCCUGGCUCCAGCACUUCCUGGCAGUGUAGUCUUCUCAUGAGAAAGCACCAAAUAGGUAGCCAAAAUCCCUCUUGCUCAGAGCAGUCUGGACUGGAGGAUCCUUGCAAAGUCCCUGUUGAUGUCCUUUGGCUACUGGUAGGAAAUGUGCAAGUUGGAGGCUGCUGGGCAGAAGAAACUUCUGCUUCUCCUUACCCUGCACCUCCAAGGGUGGAAGGAGAAGGGAUGAAAAGCUUGAUCUGCAAGAGCAGUAGGGGUACCCUGAGGGUAUAAGCAAAACUCGUGAGGAUGUGCGUUCAGUGAUGGAAAUGAAGAUAUAACAGGACUGUUGUAGGACUGGGUGGUACACAAUUGCUAUACUGAGGGCAUGCCUACACAUGCCAAUUUAAGGUGCAUUAGCCAUGUUUAAAGGCACAUUAAGGCACGCACCCACGCCCCUAAUGUGCCUUCAAAAUUGCAAUUUUAAGCUAUGUGUGCCUAAAUUUGAUACCUGCAAAAGCAGGUAUCAAAUUUAGGUGCAAACAGCUGAAGUGCCUUAACGCACAUGUAGACACACUAAGGUGCAUUAACACUGUGUAUGUCAACUGACUUGGGACUAAUUUUAGUCCUAAGUUGGUCCAUACACAGUGUUAAUGGGCCUUAGCAUGUGCACAUGUAGACGUGCACCUAAAUAGUUUUAAUAUGCAUUAGACAAACGCGCAUUAAGUUUUGGUGCACAUAAAAGCAUGUGUAGACAUGCCCUCAGGAACAAGCAGAUAUGGGGGUCAUAGGACAAAGAUGCAAAAAUUAGAUUUUGGUUUGGGUGAAAAGAAGGAAUUAGAAAGCAGAAUCUCUGUACUGGCAGAAAAUAUACAAAACCGUUGCAUAUGAUCUUUGGGUCUCCCAGUCAGAGGUCUUGUAGCAGGGCCAAACUUACCUUUCUCCAUUAAAAUCUAACAUGGGCAGGGGAAAUUCAAAAAUCAACAGAAAGAUCAAAAGCAUGAGUGGAAGGGACAGAAAAAUAAAGGAGGCUGAUCAAUAAGUGUUAUAAAUAAUGGUGAAUAGUAAUAGAGACAAGGAAAGAGAAGAAGUAAGGAGGAAAGUGUAAGAGGGAGGUAUAGGGAGCUAUAAUGACACUAAUUCAUUAUGUCCAUAUGUUUGUACAUGGACAUUGGUGCCAUUUUUGUGGUUUUAAAAUGUUUCAUUUUUGUGCAUUUUUUCUCAUGUGCCGGUUAUUAAAAGUCACUUUCAGCUUCUUGUCAAACCUGACUUUUUCUUUCUGUAUAAAUAAAGAACUAACACCUUUGUGCCCUCUUUCCUUUCCCAGCUGUACUUUUUGGGGAAAGUCAUAGC